This is a messenger RNA of Mollisia scopiformis, 252 nucleotides long. Its product is annotated as putative 60S ribosomal protein L38. Gene Ontology annotation, biological process: protein-RNA complex assembly; translation. Lineage: Eukaryota; Fungi; Ascomycota; Leotiomycetes; Helotiales; Mollisiaceae. The record is from RefSeq and is a predicted model, not a curated record. Gene Ontology annotation, molecular function: structural constituent of ribosome. The coding region runs from base 1 to 252 and encodes 83 amino acids. Gene Ontology annotation, cellular component: ribosome; cytosolic large ribosomal subunit. The transcript has 4 exons.
AUGCCUCGCGAGAUCUCCGACAUCAAGAACUUCAUUGAGAUUUGCAGACGCAAGGAUGCUUCCUCUGCACGCAUAAAGCGCAACAAGAAGUCAUCGCAGAUCAAGUUCAAGGUCCGAUGCCAAAGACACCUCUAUACGCUCGUCCUGAAGGAUUCCGAGAAGGCCGAUAAGUUGAAGCAAUCGCUGCCACCAAGCCUCGUCAUCGCCGAUACACCAAAGAAGAAUGCGAAGGGCAAGCGAAUUGCACAAUAA